CAAAUUUUUCUAAAUUGCUUUUUAGGCUAGGUUUUGCCUUGCUUUGCUCUUCUCUUAUUUGAUUCUGGAGAAGCUGGGCUGUGGAGGCUUGGAAACUUGGAGGUUGUUGCCUAUGGCAAGGCUUCUCCGAAACGCUCUUUCUAUGAAACGUUUUCUAUUCCCACCACAGGUACAUCGGAGAGGAAUAUUGGGGCCAUCUACUCAGCUUUGCAAUUUUUCUUCUAAAGGCAGAAAGAAAUCUAAGUCAGAUGGAAGUGACUCCAAUGAAGAGAAUAUGUCCAAGAAAGAUUUAGCCCUGCAGCAAGCCUUGGAUCAGAUCACAUCCUCAUUUGGAAAGGGAUCUAUAAUGUGGCUUGGUCGGUCCGCCUCUCCUCGACAGGUCCCCGUGGUAUCCACGGGUUCUUUUGCUCUGGAUUUAGCACUGGGAACUGGUGGAUUUCCGAAGGGACGUGUUGUGGAGAUAUUUGGUCCUGAGGCUUCUGGGAAAACUACUCUUGCUCUGCAUGUAAUAGCCCAAGCACAGAAGCAAGGAGGGUACUGUGUUUUUGUUGAUGCUGAGCAUGCCCUUGAUCCUUCACUGGCUCAGGCUAUUGGGGUAAACACUGAGAAUCUACUUCUCUCGCAACCUGAUUGCGGUGAGCAAGCCCUUAGUCUUGUAGACACUCUAAUCCGGAGUGGUUCAGUUGAUGUUGUAGUUGUUGACAGUGUGGCUGCCCUUGUGCCUAAAAGUGAACUUGAUGGUGAGAUGGGUGAUGCUCAUAUGGCUAUGCAGGCUAGAUUAAUGAGCCAGGCGCUUCGCAAAUUGAGUCACUCCUUGUCUCUAUCGCAGACAAUAUUAAUCUUUACAAAUCAGGUGAGGUCGAAGAUUUCUACUUUUGGAGGAUUUGGUGGGCCAACUGAAGUUCCUUGUGGCGGCAAUGCUUUAAAGUUUUAUGCUUCAGUGCGACUUAAUAUUAGGAGAAUAGGGCUUAUCAAGAAGGGUGAAGAGACUUUAGGAAGUCAAGUUCAAGUGAAGAUAGUGAAGAACAAACUUGCUCCUCCAUUCAGAACUGUUCAAAUAGAGCUGGAGUUUGGUAAGGGUAUAUGUCGCGAAUCAGAGAUCAUAGAAUUGGGAGUGAAAAACAAAUUCGUCACAAAGUCUGGUUCACAUUAUAAUUUAAAUGGUCAAAAUUUCCAUGGCAAGGAUGCUCUGAAAAGGUUUUUGGCCGAGAAUAACACUGCUAUGGAAGAACUUACAACAAAGCUUAGGGAGAAGCUAGUAGAUGUUGUGACAGACAAUGAAGCAGAAACAGAACCCAUGGAGGAAAUUGUUUCACCUGAUUCUACUGAUGAAGAUGCAGUUACGGCAGUCGGAACGUAAGUGUUCAGAUGGCCUCAAGCUGCAGAGUUUUAGUUUUACUUGUUUUUCCUGGGGGCUUCAAUGCUUUACGGGGACAUCACCAGCGCAUCAGCUGGAAAGUUGGAACUGUCGAGGAAGCCGUUCAGAAUCACUUGCUGUCCUUGUAAAUUAAUAUUAUUUGUUAAUCAGUAAUCACUAUGGGUGUAGUGAAAUUUUGCGGGUUCGAAGGGGGCAAUUUUGGGAGGAUGCAGGGUCGGUUUUCAAAUUUCCAGGUUCACCCUAGCUUGUUAUUACAUGUUGAGCUACGGUUUCUAUUUCAGCGUUGUCAAUGUUAUAUAUCAAUUUUGUUUACCAGAAGAGAUUUAAUAUAUUGUUGAGCUGAUGAUGAAGACGUGCGGAGGCUUAUCAUACACCCUAUAGCAUUUACCCAUCAGAUGAUCCAAGAAGAAAUACCAUCAACAAACAGAAAACAU
This is a messenger RNA of Prunus mume (Japanese apricot), 1812 nucleotides long. It is a transcript of the gene RECA2, whose product is annotated as recA DNA recombination family protein. The record is from RefSeq and is a predicted model, not a curated record. Gene Ontology annotation, molecular function: ATP-dependent DNA damage sensor activity; ATP hydrolysis activity; ATP binding. NCBI's taxonomy places the organism in Eukaryota, Viridiplantae, Streptophyta, Magnoliopsida, Rosales, Rosaceae. Gene Ontology annotation, biological process: DNA repair.